GCCCAAGAAAGUUUAACUGAGAACUGCCACAGUCCUUAACUACUGUUUCGGGCAAGCUAGCCAAAGAAAUGAGCACCCACGGACAGCACUGUGGCCUACAUCAGCAUAGCCACAGAGCAUGGACUAACAAACUCCUCCUGUGCUGAAUCAUUACUGUCUGCAUUGAUGAAUAGCGUUAAGAGAUGUUUCUGGUGGAUUAAAGAAUCACUGUGGAGAAAAAUGACAGCUGGCUCUGUCUCAGUUCCUCAGGUCAUACCACUUCGAAUCCCUCUUCCAGGAAAGGCUAAACAUGAAAUAGACACAAAUACUCUUGUAGAAAUAAAAUCAGAUACACCUGAGGUCUCUAUUUAUUACACUUUAGAUGGAAGUAAGCCAGAACUCUUUAGAAAACCUGGCUGUGGAGAGCAUAACACUUUUAGAUAUAAGGGUCCUAUCAUGUUACCAGCUGGGAAAAUAAUGGUCAAAGCACUUGCAGUUACAAAGGACUGCAGGGAGAGUACAGUUGUAACAAAGGUGUUUCUGGUAGAGUACAAACAACCAAAUGCCCUUUCCUCUGUUGAAGAGGAUGACAAGAAUCUCCUAAAAGAUAUCACCACUCAGGAGAAGAAAGGUGGUGUAUUUAUUACAAAACCGAAGAAGAAUGGAGUCAAUGUGGAAAUCAAGCCUGCCUGGAUUGAAGCACCCCAAGAUUUUCAAGACUUGGAAGCAGAAAGAAAGAUUACUCACAGGUCCCUGCAAGGACCACAGCUCCUUGCCAGCCAUUCGGAAACAGCAGAGUACAGCGAGGAAUCCGUCUCAGCACCACCUAUAGACUCAUUACAGUUUGCUAGUUCUCCGGCAGUGACUAGCAGGAAAAGCUUAGCAAGCACACAGCUGUCAAGGAUCCAGAGGGAGACAGAUUUCCUCAAAUGUGCCUGCUGCUCUGCACCCCGCCUGUCUGACCCCUUGGCUCACUUCUGUCAGGAAUGUGGAUGUCCUGUACCACCUCUGCCAGUACGCUGCUUUCCACCCCCUGAAGGAUCACAGAUGGCGCCAUGUCUUGAAUGCAGACAUCUUGUGCCAAUGAAUACACCCUCUUGCAUUGUAUGUGAGUCACCAAUAGCUCCACAGCUGCAGCCCCAGACCAACAUGUGCGUAAAGGGCAAAGUAAUUUGUCAGGCGUGUGGCACAGGAAAUCCUCUUCACCAUAAACACUGUGUGACUUGUGAAAGCAGGCUGCCUGAAAUACAGAUGCCCAUGUUCGGGGACACCCCCCCACCUUACCACAGCCAGCAAAGCAAGACAGUUUCAUGCUCAAAAUGCCAUCGUGUUAACCAAAGUGAUGCCCGUUUCUGUGACUGGUGUGGAGCCAAGCCUGGACCUCCUCCAUCCUACUUUUCUUGUUUCAAGUGUGGUACAAGCAAUCAUCCGUACGCUCGCUUCUGUGGGUCCUGUGGUGUUUACAUAGAGCCCCCAUCAAGGGUGGGUUCUCCCAACAGCAGUCUCAUGGAUGCUGGGGACUCACUGGGGAUUUCUGAGGUAAGACACACAGUAUUACAAAGCCAGCCUCUUCCUAUUUCCUUGCCCAAAUCAAGGGCCGAACUAAAAGAAAGAGAAGAUAAAGGAACUCAAACCAUUGGACUUUUUUACCCAUCAAGCAAACUGUUGGAAAAGAAGGAGCUUGAGCUGAUUUCACAAAAAGAAAAACUGGAAAAGAUGAGUGAUCAUAAGCCUCUCCUGACAGCUAUUAGUCCUGGAAAAGGUUACUGGAGAAAACAGCUGGAUCACGUCUGUGCUCACCUUAGAAGCUAUGCUCAGAACAAUCUUGACUUCAGAGCACUGAUUGGAGAACCUCGAAUGGGAAAGAUUAAUUCUGCUACCAUCUGUGAGGAUGACUAUGAAGUCACUAUUACACUGAAUUAUGCUCUUGCUAUUAACAAGAACAUUCAUACUAAUAAGCCAGUGAAGUUCAGCAAUCAUUACCUGAGUGCUGCAACAGAAGUCAGAGAUGGACAGGACGGCUGUCAGACUAGUCUGGGCAAAGACGAUCAUAAUCUUUUCCAUUCAAGAGACAAAAUAGAGAGAACAAAGUCAAGAACACUUAUAGAAAAGGAAGAUAAUCUCCCCCCAGAGUCCAGACAGCUACUGGACGAACUGGGUCCAAAUGGGAAAGGAAGAAUCCCCUUGGUAGAACAAUUACUUAGUGAAGGAGCUGACCCAAACUGCACCAGCGAUGAGGACCAACCUGCACUCACCUUUGCUGUCCUUAACAAGCAUGCCGAAGCCAUCUCCCUUCUGGUGCAGAAAGGUGCCGACAUCAACCAGCAGUCAGGACCAUAAGCAAACACUCAUUCUGGUCUUUGGAAGUGUUCCCAAAAAAAGCACUUGUACU
Pezoporus flaviventris is the source of this 2371-nucleotide messenger RNA. It is a transcript of the gene DZANK1, whose product is annotated as double zinc ribbon and ankyrin repeat domains 1. Bases 166 to 2319 code for a protein of 717 amino acids. The transcript is spliced from 19 exons. NCBI's taxonomy places the organism in Eukaryota, Metazoa, Chordata, Aves, Psittaciformes, Psittacidae. Gene Ontology annotation, molecular function: protein binding. Gene Ontology annotation, biological process: eye photoreceptor cell development. The record is from RefSeq and is a predicted model, not a curated record.